Messenger RNA from Phaethon lepturus (White-tailed tropicbird), 1273 nucleotides. RefSeq names its product astrotactin-1-like. The record is from RefSeq and is a predicted model, not a curated record. Gene Ontology annotation, molecular function: protein binding. The annotation marks the transcript as partial. Gene Ontology annotation, biological process: neuron migration; neuron cell-cell adhesion. Lineage: Eukaryota; Metazoa; Chordata; Aves; Phaethontiformes; Phaethontidae. The transcript is spliced from 9 exons.
GGAUGGUGAACUUCAGCGAGGUGUCCGGGUACCCCCUCUUGCAGCACUGGAAGGUGCAGUCCGUCAUGUACCACGUCCGGCUCAACCAGCUGACCAUCUCCCAGUCCUUCAGCAACGCUCUCCAUUCUCUGGAUGGGGCCACCUCCCGUGGAGAUUUCGUGGCGCUGCUGGACCAGUUUGGCAACCACUACAUCCAGGAGGCAGUGUACGGCUUCGAGGAGUCCUGCUCCAUCUGGUAUCCCAACAGGCAGGUCCAGCGGCAGCUCUGGCUGGAGUACGAGGACAUCAGCAAAGCUUUCCAAAAGCAGAGGCAGCCUGAUGCCUGCCUGCUGCCGGCUGUCACCGGGACCGCGGCACCUCCUCUUCUGCUGGCCUUUGCCAAGCUGCCUGCGGGCGUUUUGCGGCUUGUGCUGGGGACGCUCUUGCAGGAGGCCACCAUGAGCUCGCUGUGGUGCUCAGGCAGCGGGGAUGUCAUCGAGGACUGGUGCCGCUGUGACUCCAGUGCCUUCGGGGCUGACGGGCUGCCCACCUGUGCACCUCUCCCGCACCCCACCCUGCGGCUCUCCACCGUUCACGAGCCCAGCAGCACGCUGGUGGUGCUGGAGUGGGGGCACUCGGAGCCCCCCAUCGGGGUGCAGAUCGUCGACUACCUCCUCCGUCAAGAGAAAGUCACCGAUAGGAUGGACCACUCCAAGGUGGAGACCGAGACGGUGCUGAGCUUUGUGGAUGACAUCAUCUCCGGAGCCAAGUCACCCUGCGCCAUGCCGGCCCAAGUGCCCGACAGGCUCUCCUCCACCAUCUCCCUCAUCGUUCGCUGCCUGGAGCCCGACACCACCUACGUAUUCACGCUCUGGGGAGUCGACAACACAGGGAGACGCUCCAGGUCCAGUGAUGUGAUGGUCAAAACCCCCUGUCCCGUGGUAGACGAUGUGAAAGCUCAAGAAAUAGCCGACAAGAUCUACAACCUCUUCAACGGCUAUACCAGCGGCAAGGAGCAGCAAACAGCCUACAACACUCUGCUGGACCUGGGUUCCCCCAGCCUGCACCGAGUACUUUACCACUACAACCAGCACUAUGAGAGCUUUGGGGAGUUCACCUGGCGCUGUGAAGAUGAGCUGGGACCCAGGAAAGCCGGCCUCAUCCUCUCGCAGCUGGGAGACCUCAGCAGCUGGUGCAACGGCCUCCUGCAAGAGCCCAAGAUCAGCCUCCAGCGCUCGUCCCUCAAGUACCUCGCGUGCCGCUACAGCGAGAUCAAACCCUACGGGCUCGACUG